Messenger RNA from Hibiscus syriacus, 3011 nucleotides. Its product is annotated as 1,4-alpha-glucan-branching enzyme 1, chloroplastic/amyloplastic-like. The transcript is spliced from 15 exons. NCBI's taxonomy places the organism in Eukaryota, Viridiplantae, Streptophyta, Magnoliopsida, Malvales, Malvaceae. Gene Ontology annotation, molecular function: 1,4-alpha-glucan branching enzyme activity; hydrolase activity, hydrolyzing O-glycosyl compounds; cation binding. Bases 247 to 2817 code for a protein of 856 amino acids. Gene Ontology annotation, cellular component: cytoplasm. Gene Ontology annotation, biological process: glycogen biosynthetic process. The record is from RefSeq and is a predicted model, not a curated record.
GAAGGCAAGUCGAUCACCAUUUCAACUGCAGCACUUGUUUUUCUGCUGAAUUAACAAAACUAAUUUUGCUUAUUUUUCGUUGAAUAACCAACGGCCUAGAUUUUUAUUCCAUUAAAUAAAUAUGGGAUUUGGAGCUAAUGCUGAUCAUUUGUGUUUAUGCUUUGCUCUCUGUUUAAACCAUUCUUUGCUUAAAAGAGACAAUGGAGCUGAGCUUUGCUUGAGAGGCUGGAUCUUGGAUUCACAAAGAUGAUGGCUUCCUUGAGUCUUCUCGCUACGCCUUCUGCUUUUCGAUCUUUCUCACCUUCAUCCAACAACAAUCGCUCUUUCGUAAUAUUACGUUCAACAACUAAUCAUCAACUUGCCAAACAACUAGCCGCUGAGUAUAGUCGUGGAUCCCAAAAUUUGUUACGGCGACAUUUAUUUCCCUGCAACUCCUUGUAUCGAAGGGUCAGCUAUGGUUCCCCAAUAUCAGCUGUUAUAGUUCAGGAUACUUCAACGAUGACAACCUCCGAGGAAGAAGCAGAACACAUCCGUAUCUUCGAUGUUGAUACUGCACUCCGACCAUUUAAAGAUCACUUUCAAUAUAGAAUUAAGAAAUAUGUGGAUCAGAACACUCUCUUUGAAAAGUACGAGGGAGGGUUGGAGGAAUUUGCAAAAGGUUAUUUGAAAUUCGGAUUUAACAAAGACGACGAUGGAAUUGUCUACCGUGAGUGGGCUCCUGCUGCUCAGGAAGCUCAAGUUGUUGGAGAUUUUAAUGGAUGGGAUGGUUCCAACCACCAGAUGGAAAAAAAUCAAUUUGGCGUUUGGAGCAUAAAAGUUCCGGAUUAUGAGGGAAACCCUGCUAUUCCUCAUAAUUCAAGAGUCAAGUUCAGAUUCAAGCAUGGUGAUGGAGUUUGGGUAGAUAGGAUUCCUGCUUGGGUUAAGUAUGCCACUGUAGACCCUAAUACAUUUGGAGCACCAUAUGACGGCGUGCAUUGGGAUCCUCCACCUUCAGAAAGGUAUGAGUUUAAGUACCCUCGUCCUCCAAAACCUAAAGCCCCAAGAAUAUAUGAAGCACAUGUUGGAAUGAGUAGUUCAGAACCACGUAUUAGUUCAUACAGAGAAUUUGCUGAUGAAGUUUUACCCCGAAUUAAGGCAAAUAAUUAUAAUACUGUACAAUUGAUGGCUGUAAUGGAGCACUCCUACUAUGCAUCGUUUGGAUACCAUGUUACGAACUUUUUUUCUGCAAGUAGUAGAUCUGGAACUCCUGAGGACCUCAAAUAUUUAAUUGAUAAAGCUCACAGCUUAGGUCUACAGGUCUUAAUGGAUGUUGUUCACAGCCAUGCAAGUAACAAUGUCACUGAUGGACUCAAUGGCUUUGAUGUUGGCCAAAGUUCACAGGAAUCAUAUUUUCACACUGGAGAAAAAGGUUACCACAAGUUAUGGGAUAGUCGGCUGUUUAAUUAUGGUAAUUGGGAAGUCCUUCGCUUCCUCCUUUCAAACUUGAGGUGGUGGCUUGAGGAGUUCAAAUUUGACGGGUUUAGGUUUGAUGGAGUGACCUCCAUGUUGUAUCAUCACCACGGUAUCAACAUGGCAUUCACAGGGAAUUACAACGAGUAUUUCAACGAGGCUACUGAUGUUGAUGCUGUUGUUUAUUUAAUGCUGGCCAAUUCUCUGAUACAUAGCAUCUUGCCGGAUGCAACUGUAAUUGCUGAAGAUGUUUCCGGUAUGCCUGGACUUGGUAGGCCUGUCUAUGAAGGGGGAAUUGGUUUUGAUUACCGGCUAGCAAUGGCCAUCCCUGACAAGUGGAUUGAUUACUUGAAGAAUAAGAAUGAUGAACAGUGGUUAAUGAAGGAUUUAUCCUGGAACUUGACAAAUAGGAGACACACUGAGAAGUGUAUAUCCUAUGCUGAAAGUCAUGAUCAGUCUAUUGUUGGUGACAAGACAAUAGCAUUUUUCCUGAUGGACAAAGAAAUGUACUCCGGCAUGUCAUGUUUAACAGAUGCUUCUCCUGCCAUUGAGAGAGGGAUUGCACUUCACAAGAUGAUACAUUGUAUCACUAUGGCAUUAGGAGGAGAGGGUUACCUUAAUUUUAUGGGAAACGAGUUUGGCCAUCCUGAAUGGAUUGACUUUCCGAGAGAAGGCAAUGGGUGGAGUUACGAAAAGUGCACAAGACAGUGGAACCUGGUGGAUACCGAUCACUUAAGAUACAAGUUCAUGAAUGCAUUUGAUAGAGCUAUGAAUGCACUUGAUGAUAAAUUUCCAUUCCUUUCAUCGGCAAAGCAGAUGGUGAGCUGCGCUGAUGAAGUAAACAAGGUUAUCGUCUUUGAGAGGGGAGAUCUUGUUUUCGUGUUCAACUUUCAUCCAGAAAAUACAUAUGACGGGUACAAAGUGGGGUGUGACUUGCCAGGGAAGUAUAGAGUUGCGUUGGAUAGUGAUGCUUGGGAAUUUGGUGGGCAUGGAAGAGUGGCUCAUGAUGUGGAUCAUUUCACAUCUCCUGAAGGAAUUCCGGGUGUGCCUGAAACUAACUUCAAUAAUCGCCCUAAUUCUUUCAAAGUACUGUCACCAGCUCGCACAUGCGUGGUUUAUUAUAAAGUCGACGAAAGUCUAAAAGAAACUAAUGACGCCGAAUUAAGUGGUGUCGAUGAGACAUUAAAAGUCGACGCACCAGAGCAGGAGAAUGUUGAAGAGUCGACUAUCCUGAUUCUUCCCAGGUUGCUCAUGGAGCUGAACAGAAUCCAGGAGAAACUAAUGACCAUUACGUGGGCAGUGUUCAUGAGAAAUCGCAAAAAGACGGAGCAAAGCGGGAAAGUAUUGAAGAGAGAGCUUCUGUGGUAGACAAAAUGAUUGUGGCUAAUAAGCUAAAUGAUCCUGAAGUGGAAGAGUCGGAGGAGGACGGAAUGUCGGAUGAAUAAGCUUUUCGGCUCCAACACGAAUCUUCCGGACGGAUUUGAUUACUGAAGCCCAAGUGCCUAGCUUUUGUUUUGUGAAUAAUAAUAGUGCGAGGACCGAGUAAGCAUGGGAUUUUAUUU